AUGCCAUCGACUUCAAAUCAACCACCGCUCAACCCAACAUCAGUGAAUGGUAGCGACGAUGAAUAUGACGAUCUUGGGGAAAUUUUUCCCUCUCCUGAACACAAAGAAUUUUUCAUGAAAGUUUUUUUCAACACUUGUGUUUUUUUCUUUUCGGAUGUCGUAGGCAGUACAGUUUUCAAGUACCAAAUGGCAACAAAAGAACUUGGAAUCAUGCAUUUGCGGAGAGCAUAUGAUUUUGUAAGCCAUGAGGAAUAUGCGGAAUGUGUGAAAAGAGUCGACAGAUAUGGAAAGAUGAUAGAAAAGCUAUCAGUUCAAGAAGGAGUCAUUGUUAGAUAUAAGACAUACUCUUGUUUUAAAAAAUUACACGAAAAGAAUAAACUACACUAUGCUUUCGUCGAGAACUUUGGCAAAGUUUUUGAAUUGCCCCAGAGCGUUGCAUUGGGCAAAAAUGCAAAAAUACUCGCAAGAUACAGUAACAAUUUUGACCGGGAUCUCAUCACAAGACGCCAGUGCAUAGAGGAAAAACAUGCUAAUGAUCGAAAAAUGAAGACAUUGGAACAAAAAAUAGCAAGUGAUGAAUCAUCCGAAGAAUUGAACGAACAGAUAGACCAUUUGAAAGCAGAAAAAACGGAAUUGGAACGCAAAAUCAAAUUCUUGUGGCACAAGCGCAAGUGGACUCGUGAUAGGUGCCGGGAAGCAAUCCCAAUGGUUGAAAAUCUUCGAAGACAAGUCAUUGGUCGUGCUGCAAAUCUCAAAAUUGUCUUUGUGAUCGACUCGUUUGAUGAAAUCAUGAAAAGAAAAGCUGAACUUGCAAAUCCUUCCCGAAAACCAGUUAAAAGGAAUAGAAAACAGCCGCGACUAUUACCCUCUCCUCGCCAAGCAUCACGACGCGAGCCAAGAGGAAUUGCUUCACGCAGAUUGCCGGGUGUGGUAGGAGUGAGGAGAAGCAAUAGAUCAAGACGACAUUAG
Messenger RNA from Caenorhabditis briggsae, 969 nucleotides. Lineage: Eukaryota; Metazoa; Nematoda; Chromadorea; Rhabditida; Rhabditidae. The record is from RefSeq and is a predicted model, not a curated record. Bases 1 to 969 code for a protein of 322 amino acids. The transcript is spliced from 5 exons.